AUGCUUCCUACAGAGGUAUCCCGCUCUAUUAGCCAACAAUGGCCUUGUCGCGAGCUCCAAAGCCGCCAACUCGCCAGUCUUUUCAGCCCUCACACCGCUAGCCCAUCCACACUAGUCGUCCACGGGAUAUCCGCAACCUGCAAAUCCACCAUCGUCCGCGCCGUUGUUUCCACCCUACAAGUUCCGCACGCUAUCGUCCGCAGCACAGAGUGCAUCACAGGCCGCCAUCUCCUAACCAAGAUCCUAUGGACGACUUUGGAGGCAUUGAGCCGGAAGAAUGAAUGGGAGAAGUUUGGAAAAGGACGAUGCGAGCACGUUAGUGCACUUGUGGUGCUACUGGGGGAAAUCCUAGCGUCCUCCGAGGAUGGGAAGUUCGUGUUAAUUCUAGACGGCAUUGACAAACAGAGGGAAGCGCCGCAGACGUUGUUGGCUGCGCUGGCGAGACUAGGGGAGGUGAUCCCAUCGCUCUGUGUGGUGUUGAUUUUGAGUUCUACGCCUCGACCACUGUUCUUGCAAGCUGUCGCGGUUCCGCAUGUCAGUUUCCCGCCGUAUACGCGGAGUGAAGCAACCAGGAUAAUUUUGAACGCAGAUUCGCCGUUUGUCGACGGGUUACCGGUGGAGGUUGUCACUAAGGUAUACCCGCAGUUUGUGUCUACGAUUUUCGACUCGUUGGUUGGGCCUACGGCGAGCUCGAUCCCUGUUUUCCGGUCGAUAUGCGAUAAGCUGUGGCCGCAGUUCGUGGCGCCGAUAGUGAACGGUGAGACGCCACCUGGAGGGACUGGAGAAUGGGAUUUCAUGCGGCUGCUCGUUCGGAAUCGACCACUGUUCCGACAGCAGGGUGAAGCGGCGCUGGUGCAUCAUAUCGUUCCUGAAGAACCUACGCAGGAGGCUGGGGCGAUAGCAAAGCCGUCGUUGAAGGCUGUAUCCGCACCAUCACCUCUUCCGUCACUACCAUACUUUGCAACUCUUAUCCUCACAUCCGCAUACCUGGCUUCGCACAUCCCGCAACGUCUCGACACAAUCUUCUUCUCGAAAUUUUCCUCAUCCUCACUAUCCGCACGAAACAAGCGCGCCCACCACCGUCGCCGUUUAAAGCUUCUCUCCCGCGCACAGGCAGAAGACAAGAAAGCCAACAACCCCUCGACGCCAGGCAAGGGCAAGCGCCAGAAAACGCGUAUCACGAAAUCCACCCUCGAAUCCGCCUUCGCUAGCUCCUCCGCUACAACAUCCGCACCUGGCGGUGCACCGGGCGUAACAGGUCCGUCGACUAUCCUCACCGCACGACCCUUCCCACUUGAACGACUUGUUGCGAUUUACCACGCCAUCGACCCUAACCCACCCGCGAACCCGAUUAAAACAGCAGCAGUGUCAGAUGCGAUAUACGCAGAGCUGGCUACAUUACGAAGACUACGACUAGUCGUGCCCGCGGGGGCAAGGGAUAGCAGUGGCGGAAGUGGCCGUGUUGGUGGAGGACCAUCCGGAGCAACGAGUCUGAGCAGUGGGAAUACAACAGCCGAUGCGGGUGAUAAAUGGUGCGUGAAUGUAUCAGGCGAUUGGAUAGGGGAGGUGGCGAAGGAAGUUGGUGUUGAGGUUGGGGAAUGGCUGGCAGGUGGAUUAGAUUGA
This is a messenger RNA of Aspergillus ruber CBS 135680, 1623 nucleotides long. Its product is annotated as origin of replication complex subunit 5 family protein. The coding region runs from base 1 to 1623 and encodes 540 amino acids. Gene Ontology annotation, cellular component: nuclear origin of replication recognition complex; nucleus. The record is from RefSeq and is a predicted model, not a curated record. Lineage: Eukaryota; Fungi; Ascomycota; Eurotiomycetes; Eurotiales; Aspergillaceae. Gene Ontology annotation, biological process: DNA replication initiation; DNA replication. The transcript is spliced from 2 exons. Gene Ontology annotation, molecular function: DNA replication origin binding.